Cryptomeria japonica (Japanese cedar) is the source of this 2386-nucleotide messenger RNA. Its product is annotated as LRR receptor-like serine/threonine-protein kinase EFR. Gene Ontology annotation, molecular function: protein binding. Bases 7 to 1110 code for a protein of 367 amino acids. The transcript has a single exon. The record is from RefSeq and is a predicted model, not a curated record. NCBI's taxonomy places the organism in Eukaryota, Viridiplantae, Streptophyta, Pinopsida, Cupressales, Cupressaceae.
GGAAAAAUGGCGACUUUACUGUUCUUACUGCUCUCUUGUUCAUCAGUAAUUGUUCUGUCACGCCCCAUUCAGCUCAACAAUGUUUCGGACGAACAAGCUCUGUUGGCAUUCAGAGCAGGUAUCACUGUGGAUCUAUAUAAUUCAUUAAGCAAUUGGAAUUCCACACAUCCAGUCUGCAAUUGGACCGGAGUGAAAUGUUCCACACGCAGACAGCGAGUCGUGGAACUCAAUCUUACAGGUAUGUCGCUGCAAGGCUCCAUCUCGCCUUUUCUGGCUAAUAUUUCCUUUCUUCGCGUGCUUGACCUCAAUAACAACACCCUGAGCAGGCCAAUUACCCCUGAAUUGGGAAAUCUUGCUCGCUUAAGGAACCUUCGCCUCUCCAAGAACAGAUUAGAAGGCUCUGUACCCUCCACGUCUAGCAAUUGUCGCUUUCUGGAAACAUUCUCUGUUUUUCGCAAUCGUUUGAGUGGAGGCAUUCCUUGGGAGAUAGGGCUUCUCACAGGCUUACAAAUGCUCUGGCUUUCAGAUAACAAGCUGACAGGCCUCAUUCCGUCUUCCUUGGGAAACUGUUUCUCGUUGAGCGUAUUGUCUCUGAGUAAUAACAGGCUCAGAGGUUCCAUUCCUCCCGAAUUGGGCAUGCUUUCCCAACUCAACACGCUACGCCUUCGUCAUAACCAUCUUACAGGACAAAUUCCUCCCUCCCUCUCUAAUUGCACUCCUCUGCAAGACUUGGAGCUUCACAACAAUAGCUUGUCUGGCCAUAUUCCCUGGGAGUUUGGUGCCAAACUGUCUCAAUUGCAGAAUCUGCUUCUAUGGGGUAACAGGCUGACUGGUAGAAUCCCAAUUUCUCUUUCUAACUGUACCCAACUCAAAAUUAUUGACCUGAAAGUCAAUCAACUAAAUGGCACGGUUCCAAUGGAGUUUAGUCAAUUAGGUAACCUUGAGCGCCUCUUUCUAGGAACAAACAGGCUUGUGAGUGGCAGCAGCAAUACUUUACUCAGUCUCUCUGCAUUGUCUAAUUGCUCUCUUCUUGAACUGAUACACUUGGGUGAAAAUGAGCUUACUGGCACUCUGCCACCAUCGAUUGAUCUCCUUUCUUCCAAGCUGUAAUCCCACCACAAAUUGCCAACCUGAGUAAUUUGAUAUUCCUCAAUUUAGAGGGGAAUUUCUUCAAUGCAUCUAUUCCUUCAUCAUUGAGGAGGCUUGCAAAAUUGGAACGGUUGUUCCUAAGAAAAAACAGUCUACAGGGAAAUAUCCCAACAGAAAUUGGUUAACAUACCAAGAUUAGGUCUCAUGUCUUUAUACCAAAAUCAGCUCUCUGGCUCAAUUCCCCCUUCUUUGCGCCACCUGCAACAGCUAAGAGUGUUAUACCUUCAUCAAAACAAGCUUUCAGGAGAAAUUCCUCCUAGUCUAGGGGACUGCCGACUGUUGGAAGUGAUUGAUUUGUCUUACAACAAUCUGAGUGGAGAGAUCCCACCAGAGCUAGCUGCUCUUCCUAAUCUGCAGUUGUAUUUCAACUUGUCGAACAAUUUAUUACAAGGCUCCCUGCCACCAGUGAUUGACAAGAUGACAAUGGUGCAGGCCAUAGAUGUUUCUUCAAAUUUAUUAGUGGGUUCAAUACCUAGCACAAUUGGAAGCUGCACAUCAGUACAAUACCUUAUACCAAAAUCAGCUCUCUGGCUCAAUUCCCCCUUCUUUGCGCCACCUGCAACAGCUAAGAGUGUUAUACCUUCAUCAAAACAAGCUUUCAGGAGAAAUUCCUCCUAGUCUAGGGGACUGCCGACUGUUGGAAGUGAUUGAUUUGUCUUACAACAAUCUGAGUGGAGAGAUCCCACCAGAGCUAGCUGCUCUUCCUAAUCUGCAGUUGUAUUUCAACUUGUCGAACAAUUUAUUACAAGGCUCCCUGCCACCAGUGAUUGACAAGAUGACAAUGGUGCAGGCCAUAGAUGUUUCUUCAAAUUUAUUAGUGGGUUCAAUACCUAGCACAAUUGGAAGCUGCACAUCAGUACAAUACCUUAUACCAAAAUCAGCUCUCUGGCUCAAUUCCCCCUUCUUUGCGCCACCUGCAACAGCUAAGAGUGUUAUACCUUCAUCAAAACAAGCUUUCAGGAGAAAUUCCUCCUAGUCUAGGGGACUGCCGACUGUUGGAAGUGAUUGAUUUGUCUUACAACAAUCUGAGUGGAGAGAUCCCACCAGAGCUAGCUGCUCUUCCUAAUCUGCAGUUGUAUUUCAACUUGUCGAACAAUUUAUUACAAGGCUCCCUGCCACCAGUGAUUGACAAGAUGACAAUGGUGCAGGCCAUAGAUGUUUCUUCAAAUUUAUUAGUGGGUUCAAUACCUAGCACAAUUGGAAGCUGCACAUCAGUACAAUACCUUAAUCUAUCACA